Lobosporangium transversale is the source of this 930-nucleotide messenger RNA. RefSeq lists its product as hypothetical. Gene Ontology annotation, molecular function: glutathione transferase activity. The transcript is spliced from 3 exons. Gene Ontology annotation, biological process: glutathione metabolic process. Bases 166 to 918 code for a protein of 250 amino acids. The record is from RefSeq and is a predicted model, not a curated record. Lineage: Eukaryota; Fungi; Mortierellomycota; Mortierellomycetes; Mortierellales; Mortierellaceae.
CGCUCUAAGAGCUAAGGGUAUAAAAAGUAUAAAAAGGAAGCAAAGAACAAGCUACUUCCCUUAUUCUUUCGCCAUCUCUGACACAUACAACAUACACACACAUACAGAAGUGCCCAUCUGCAAAGGCUUUAUAGGAUCUUUCAGCAAUAUUGACAAAAAUUAAAGAUGCAGUAUACUAUCACACGAUUAUCCUCUGAGGACAAGACCUCAUCCGAUAUCGCCAAGGCUCUUUCGGACAACCGACCAGCAACCUAUAAGUUGGAACACUAUUCUCUCUCUGGUGUAGGUGCGGUCCCCCGCGACCUUCUGGCUUUCGGAGGAGUAGAAUGGGAAGAUGUGAUCGUUACUAGCUGGCCCCAUUCGGUCGAGGCGCCAUUUGGAGUCUUCCCUGUUUUGCAUAUUCGUACUGCAGACGGUACUGAGUUUAAGAUAGCCGAGUCAUUCGUGAUUGAGCAUUUUUUGGCCAAGAAGUUUGGUCUAUUGGGCGAUAAUGAAUGGGAGGAGCUACAAAUCAAGAUGUUCCAUUCAUCAUCCCUGUAUCUGCGAGAGCGAUCGCUUACGGGCGUAACUUGGAACUACAAAGACAAGGUGGAAGAAGCAACCGAGAGAUUUAUCACAAAGACGUUGCCACUCUGGAUUGACACUCAUACCAAACACUUGAAGGACAAUGGAUCGAACGGUCAUUAUGUUGGGAAUAAACUGUCUCUGGCGGAUAUCCAAACGGCCAAUGACAUUGAUCACUUCCAGUUCGUGUACAGAGGCGAUGAGAUUAUUGAGAAGAUCAAGAAGAGUGAUGAGAUCUGGCGUGUCAAAGAGCGUGUCGACACGGAUCCUCGCCUACGAGAGUGGCGUCAGUCUGAGGGAUACAAGAAUCAUAUUGCUGCAUCCAAAUCCAUUUAUGCCAACACUGGAAUUUGAUUGAAAGUAGGG